Messenger RNA from Eimeria mitis, 3840 nucleotides. RefSeq lists its product as uncharacterized. NCBI's taxonomy places the organism in Eukaryota, Apicomplexa, Conoidasida, Eucoccidiorida, Eimeriidae. Bases 1 to 3840 code for a protein of 1279 amino acids. The transcript is spliced from 9 exons. The record is from RefSeq and is a predicted model, not a curated record.
AUGGGGCCCCUCAGCAGGCGGCAGCACGGGUGUAGUGGUGGGGCCCCAGCCCCUCCGUCUCCCCUCACCCCCAUCAAGAAACCCCAGGGGGGGGGCCCCCCGAGGGUUGCUCUGGGUACCCGCCACGGCCUUGCUGUAGUACAAAGGGGGCCCCAAGGGGGCCCCCACCACGGGGCCCCCACCAGGGGCCCCCUAGGGGCCCCCAUGGCUACGAGGGGGGCCCUCGAGGCUGAGGGGCAAGACAGCAAGGAGACCCUCCUCUAUGUGUGGGGCCCCGACCCCCUGUGGGGUGGUACUGCAGCAGCAGCAGCAGCAGCAGCAACAGCAACAACAGCAACAGCAGCAGGGGGAGCAGCAGCAGUCUGCAGCAAGGGGGCCCCCUCGUCUUCUUUUGGGGGCCCCCUGCUGAUGUGCUACGAUUAUGAGGGGCCCCCUAACAAGGGGGACUCAUGGGGGCCCCUCAAGACCCAGCUAGAGACCCUAUCAAGGCCCCCUAGGGGGCCCCUGCGGCUGUGUGUAAAUGCUGUUGCUGCUGGAGACAGACACGCUCUGCUGCUUCUUACCCCCCCUGGGGGGCCCCCACGGUCUGGGUCUACGCUUGCAUUCGGAGCGAACGAGAGGGGGCAGUGCGGGCUGUCUCCUUCUGUCUCCUUUGUCUCUUCUCCCCAUCUCCUUUCUCUCCCUUUCGUGCUGCAGCUAGCAGCAGGCGGUGCUGCUUCUGCUGCUUUCUCGGGGGCCCCCCAACGUAAGUCUAGCAGCAGCACGGACACGCGGCAGCAGCAGCGGCAGCAGCAGAUCCAGCAGCAGAAGGGACAAGCAGACGUUUUGGCUGUUCCUCUUGCUGCUGCUGCUGCAGCAGCAGCAGAAGCUGCUGCUGCUGCUGCUGCUGCUGCAGAGCCAGUAUUUGUGUGGGGCGCCUGCCCCACAGCCGCACCAACUCCUGCUUCCGCUCCCACUCAGCAGCAGCAGCAGCAGCAGCAGCAACAGCAGCAGCAGCAGCAGCAGCAACAGCGACGGAGACAAGAACAGCCCACUCAGCCCUCCACCAGCCGAAGCAGCAUAAGCAGCAAGACAAGCAGCAGCAGCAGCAGCAGCAGCAGCAGCAGCAACAGUAGUAGUAACAGCAGCAGCAGCAGCAGCAGCAGCAACAAAAACUGGGAUUUAUUCUACAAGCCUCUCCCUGUGCGUUUCAUGAGGGUUCAUUCAUCUUCAUCAGGUCUCAUUGGGGGCCCCCCGGGGGCCCCCCCCCUGGGGGGCCCCCCGGGGGCCCCGGGGGCCCCCGGGGCCCCCGGCGAAUGGCAGCAGCAACCAAUGGGCCAUGGGGCCCCCUCGCUGCGGUGUAUCUCCGUCAACGACUUUGCGGGUGCAGCUCUUACAAGCCAAGGACAGUCAGUACCCUCAAAACAUAAGAGGGGGGCCCCCUGGGGGGGGCCCCCAGGUGGGGGCCCCCUGGGCGGGGCCCCCAGGUUUGUUAACAUCUCCUUUGGGGGCCCCUUUCAGCUGCUGGGGUUGACGGAGGAGGGUCUUUUGUAUUCUAUACCCCUGAAACCAGAAGCAGGUUCGGCAGCAGCAGCAGCAGCUCCUGCUGCUGCUGCUGCUGCUGCUGCUGCUGUAGUUGCUGUGGGCACACCGCAGCUGCUGCCGCUGGGAGGUGUUGCAGCAGCAGCAAGCAGCAGCUGCCACGGUGCUGCUGCUGUCUCCUUUGCCCUGCCGCAGUUCCCCCUCAGCUUCCCGCUCAUUGAUUGCAAGCAGCAGCAGCAGCAGCAGCAGCAGCAAGAGCAACAGCAACAUCAGCAGGAACAACAGCAGCAGCAACAGCAGCAAGAGCAAGAGCAGCAGCAGCAGCAGCAACAACAACAACAGCAACAGCAGCAAGAGCAACAGCAAGAGCAACAGCAGCAGCAACAACAGCAACAGCAGCAGCAACAACUACAGCAGCAGCAGCAGCAGCAGCAGCAGCAGCAGGAAAACUCGUUUCCUUCUCUGCUCCAUCAGCAGCAGCAGCAGCAGCAGCAGCAGCACCAUACCCAUCACCAGCUGCUGCUGCACCGGGCUACUGCAGCAGGCAUGCAGCUGCUGCUGGCGCAGCUAGCUGAGGGGGGGGCCCUCAGCAGGGCCCCCCGUACUCUUGAGGCCCUUCAGGGGGCCCCUGGGGGGCCCCCCGAGUGGGGGGCCCCCGAGGAGUUCUUAUAUGAUAUCGAGGGGCCCCCUGAAUGUGUGUGGGGCCCUGGGGGCCCCCACGAGUACCCAGCUGAGCCGGGGGGCCCCCCAAGCAGGGGGCCCCUCCCUGCAGUGUUCAGCCUCAUCUAUAUAAACCCGGGGGCCCUGUUUAGAUGCAUCAGGGGGCCCCCUAGAGACAGCUGGUUGUCUGCGUUUGCUGCUGAGGGGGGCCCCCUCACCCGUGCAGACGUACACACAGAAAAGGGUACAGAAGCACAGAGCGGCGGGGGGCCCUUGAAGGAGCAGCAGCAGCAACUGCAGCAGCAGCAGCAACAACAGCAACAACAGCAGCAGCAGCAGCAGCAACCCAACAGGGACCGCAAACAACAGAAACGGCAGAACCAGCAGGAGAAGCAAAAGCAACGGGGAGAGCAGCAGCAGCAGCAACAGCAGCAGCAGCAACAGCAGCAGCAGCAACAGCAGCAGCAGCAACAGCAGCAGCAGCAACAACAGCAGCAGCAACAGCAACUACUCGGUGCAUCUCCAUCUACCCCUUCCGCCGUAUUUGGGCAGCAGCAGCAGCAACGGCGGCAGCAGCAGCAGCAGCAGCGGCAGCAGCAGCGUCACCCAUCUCCAUACAGCAACGAGCAACAGCAGCAGCAGCAGCAGCAGCAGCAGCAGCAGCAGCAGCAGCAAACGACAGAUGAGUGGCAGCAAGCGCGGGGCUCCAGGGCACCUCGUGCCUCUGGGGGCCCCCCCCCCGAUACCAGCAGCUCAGCAGCAAACCCUCAGCUGGGGGCCCCCCGUGCUGCUGCUUCAACCCCACGACUACCCAAGUCGCUGGGGGCCCCCCUAACCCCACCCCCCUUGGGGGCCCCCUCCCGGGGGCCCCCUGCAUCAGCAGCAACCCCAAGUGCGUCCCCCCAGCUGCUUGCUGCAGCAGGAGCAGCAGCGCCGUACGGGGGAAGGGCCCAAGGGGCCCCAGCUGCAACAGCAGCAGCAACAGCAGCACCAGCAACUGCAGCAGCACCAGCAGCAGCAGCAGCAGCGAGGAGCGGGGCCCCCUAUCAAAUAUCGUUAGAAACCCUCGUGCGGGUCAGGCCGAGCAGAAGGGCACUGAGGCUGCAUGAGCUGCAGCUAGAAGGGGGCCCCGCUGGGCAGCAGCAGCAGCAGCAGCAGCAGCAGCAGCAGCAGGAAUCCUUGUCUGGGGGGGCCAAUGCUAAGGGGGCCCCCAACUCCCGAGGAGAGAGGAGGGUAUGGGGGGCCCCCAAGGCAAGUGUGGGGGGCCCCCCAGCUAGAAGUAUUCGACAGGUGAUGGAGGAGGAGCUGCAGCAGCGGCAGCAGCAGCAGCAGCAGCAAGAGCAGCAGCUGCUGCAGCAUGCUCGUGCGCGUGCUGCUGAGGCUCCUCUUUCUACAGUUCGUAUGGGGGCCCCCCUGAAGGCUCGUGGGGGCCCCCAGCAUGACCCUAGCUGCAACUGUUGGGGCCCCGCAGCAGCAGCAAGGGUACAGGGUACUGCAGCAAGGGGCCCCUCUCUCGCCGAGAUAGAGGAAGAAGAGAAAGAAACAGCACUAGCAAUCCUACUGGCUGAGGAGGCAAUAUAUUACGAGCAGUUAAUGCAGCAGUGGGGCCCCCAACAGCAAGAGCAUCUGCCGCCACAGCAACAACAGAAGAGUAUCUAG